Messenger RNA from Rhizophagus irregularis DAOM 181602=DAOM 197198, 867 nucleotides. The record is from RefSeq and is a predicted model, not a curated record. Lineage: Eukaryota; Fungi; Glomeromycota; Glomeromycetes; Glomerales; Glomeraceae.
AUGGAUUAUGCAAAUGAAGGUAAUUUAAGAGGAAACUUAACAAGAAUAAGCAAAAGUGAUUGGAAUCAAAAAUUAUAUAUGCUAUUUGAAAUUAUUUCUGGACUUAAUAAUAUACAUAAAAAAGAGCUUAUUCAUUGCGAUUUUCAUGAUGGUAAUAUUUUAAAUCAUAGUGAGGGUAGAAUUUAUAUUAGUGAUUUAGGAUUAUGUAAACCUGUAAAAUCAUAUUUGAAAGAAUAUAAUAUUUAUGGUGUAAUACCAUUUAUGGCACCUGAAGUUUUAAGAGGCAAUCCUUAUACUCCAGCUAGUGAUAUGUAUGGUUUUUCUAUGAUUAUGUGGGAAUUUACAUCUGGGAAACCACCAUUUAAUAAUAUAGAACAUGAUUUUCAACUUAGUUUAAGUAUUUGUGAAGGUGAACGACCUAAAAUUAUUGAAAAUACUCCACAAUGUUAUGUAGAAUUGAUGAAAAAGUGUUGGGAUGAAACCCCAUUAAAAAGGCCAUCUUCUGAAGAAGUGUUAAACAUUAUUAAUAAAUGGAUGGCUUCUCCAUAUAAUGUUAAAGAUAUUAAUGAAGAAUUAAAAUACAAUAUUAUGGAAUUUAUAAAUGCACCAAUUGGACAUAACAAUAAUAUUGAUACUGGAUCUCAUUCGCAGGCAUACUAUAAAAGUCGCUUACUUGAUUUUACUAGUAAACAAUUGAAUGAAAUUCUUGAAAGUAGAUAUUCACAAGCUAAUAUAAAAGUGAAUGAAAGUGAAGAAUUAGAUGAUUUUAUGAUUUAAAACCAAUUAUUUGUGAUUUUUAUAAGAAUUUAUAGUUUUUAUAAGUGCGUGGUAUUUUAUGUCAUACAUUUAACAGAAAUUGUUGUUUAG